Messenger RNA from Talaromyces rugulosus, 1662 nucleotides. RefSeq lists its product as uncharacterized. Lineage: Eukaryota; Fungi; Ascomycota; Eurotiomycetes; Eurotiales; Trichocomaceae. The record is from RefSeq and is a predicted model, not a curated record. The coding region runs from base 1 to 1662 and encodes 553 amino acids. The transcript has 11 exons.
AUGGGAAAUCUAGAUUACGGUAUCUCCCAGCUAGCUUGUCCUGUAGAUGGCGAAUUGACGUGGGAGCUUCAACAACGGGGUUCACACACCUUUUGGGUAUCCAAAGACCACGGCAGAGAGUAUUCAACUGUAAUGGAGUCUUCAGGAACUGUGCCGACUGCUUUGUUUCCCCAUGAUAAGCAGGAAGAAGCGCAACGGUCUUUACACGAGCUAUGGCGUUUAUUCAGUCCUCUACCGCCCAUUCCAGAGAAUAAGGUGCGUGUUCUUGAUAUCAAGUGUGGUACAGGGGACUGGGCAAACGAUAUCGUUACACUUUCUAGCAACUUCAUAGUUGAGGGGUUUGAUGUCUCUGACAUUGUCACUGAACAAGAAUAUUGUUCUUUUUAUAUUAGGGACUUGAGUCUUCCGCUCUGCGAGUCUGAAGUUGAUGUGUACCAGUUGUUGCAUACCCGACAGGCGAUGCAAUAUAUUCCAGACAAACCCGCGUUUGCUGCGAACUGCUUCCGGGCAUUGCUACCAGGUGGUAACCUGGUAAUUGAGGAAGCACAUCUGGUCCCAGAAGUCGUUGCCGAUCUUCCUCUUGCUGCCUUCAACGAGUGGGAGGCCAAACUCGUAAAAAGAUACCAAGCAAGCGCGACGGAGAGCAUGAAAGCAGCGCUGGAGGAUUGUGGCUUGCGAAUUAUAUGGGAAACCACAUCGAGGUUAACUCUAUACGGCGAAAAGUCAGAGCACUUCCUCGCGUUCAAAGUUUUUAUCCAAGAAUACAGCCUGCUGCUGCUCCGGGAAACAAAACUUCCCUUCGCAGAGGCACAAGUAACCAUUGCCAACAUGAUCAAGGAACUACAGCAAGAGAAUGUUCGAGUGUACUGGAAGUUUUGCAUGCCAGUCGACCUCUUACGCAAGCUUAAUGAGGCAUAUGGCGGCAUUUCUGACCUUUGCACUGUAUCGCCAAGCAAGAUCUUGGCCAACCGAGUUGUCGAGAUCAGUACGGCCGAAGAGGGGCAGCCUCGUUACCUGGCUGCGAUAUCUAUGGACAGCUUCGGAAAUGCCAGCGAACCAGCUGGACAAACAGCCUCCCGAGCGCGGCGAACGCGACCAACGCGCCGAGUGCGACAGACUUCUGAGGAAUCGCUCAAAGUUGAGGCCAUAGGCCCUGUCAUCGACCUAAUAUCUCUUCAGAUUGGUGAUACGAAAAAGGUGACAGCUUAUUAUGAAAGUGCGUUAGAGAGAGUAUCACUACCCAACCUUCGGAUAUUGGUCGAAUUCAUAGAAUCAAUCCCCACUAAAAGGGGUGGCCUGGAAGGAACACCGCCUUGUGAUGUGAUUUAUGGAAAGACCGAUUAUCUCACAAAAGAGUUUCUCAUCGAUAAAUUCCGACAAGGUUUGCCUAUAGAUAUUACUUCGGACAAGCUAAAAGAAAUUAUCAAGCCUCCCUCAACGGUUGAGAUACUGACUGAGCUGUUCCAUGUCCAAAGAUCAGAAGAAAGGUUUGGACGGGACGAAAUUGAUGCAACUUCUAUUAUUGGUGUCGUUGAUCACGAACAAGCCAAGAAGAACGAGCCCGGAUCUGGCUGCGAAGACGAUGAAGUAGAGGAUUCGAGAACCUCUCCUGGAACCAUACAUAUUCAGGGGUCGCACGAAUCUUCCCUGGAAAAUUUCUAA